AUGUCUUCUACGUCAGGUUAUGACUUGGGUUCAUCAACACUUCCAUCUGGUAACAUCUCAUCCUCGGCAUAUUCGCGAGCGCAGCUAGGAUCAGCAGGUCGCUUGCUCGAAAGCAAAGGAUUUGGUUGGCUUUUGGAAGUAGAGGAUGAAGACGAUACUCAGACACCAUUAUUAGAAGAACUUGACAUCGAUCUGACGGACAUAUACUACAAAGUUCGCUGUAUUCUUCUUCCUUUACCAUAUUUCCGAAUGAAGCUCAACAUAGUCCGUGAAUCGCCAGAUUUUUGGGGCCCCCUAAUGGUAGUGAUCGCCUACGCGUUGCUGUCCAUAUAUGGCCAGUUUAGUGUAAGUUCGGUAUGCUUAUUCGAUUAUUAG
Molecule: messenger RNA, 375 nt
Organism: Cylicostephanus goldi
Lineage: Eukaryota; Metazoa; Nematoda; Chromadorea; Rhabditida; Strongylidae
Source: the annotation of a GenBank genome assembly